Messenger RNA from Colletotrichum truncatum, 594 nucleotides. The record is from RefSeq and is a predicted model, not a curated record. NCBI's taxonomy places the organism in Eukaryota, Fungi, Ascomycota, Sordariomycetes, Glomerellales, Glomerellaceae.
AUGGUCAUCGGCUUGUUGGCUAUCGCCGCCAUUCCCACAGUCAUCGGCACCGGGCAAGCCGUCAGCGCUCAGAAGAAGCAGAAUGCCGCCGCAAAAGAGCAGGCCAAGUUCAGCCUUACGGCGACCAUGACCAUUGACGGGAAGCGAGAAGAAGCUCCAUGCGUCCUCGUCGAGAACAAGCUCUGGAUAAACCAUAGUAUGGCACCAGCCCCAGGCCACAAGUUUUCAGGGUAUUACUUCAACUACCCCUGCGAGGAGCAGUACCGAGGGCUGGUAUCAACCAUCUCCGACGACCCGCCAAUGUUGAAUUGGAUCUACGUCGACGCGGACACACGAGCUGUCCGCCACGGGGGCCGCAAAGACACCAUCGGCCACGUCAUAGGGCCGUGGGGCUGGACGGACGAUGAUAAAUAUCUUUCUUUGCGAGGUAGUGGCAUGGGGUUUGUGGCCGUGCUGGAGGACGAUGGCAGAUGGGCAGUCUAUUGGGACCCGGACGGGAGGUUACGGCAAGGGUAUGAGCCAGAUGAGUGUGUUGAGAUUGUCCUGAGGCGCCAGAUGGCGCUAGGUAUCGAAAGUGCCUAUGUUAGAGACUAG